Pterocles gutturalis (yellow-throated sandgrouse) is the source of this 672-nucleotide messenger RNA. It is a transcript of the gene RTP5, whose product is annotated as receptor (chemosensory) transporter protein 5 (putative). NCBI's taxonomy places the organism in Eukaryota, Metazoa, Chordata, Aves, Pterocliformes, Pteroclidae. Gene Ontology annotation, molecular function: olfactory receptor binding. The transcript has 4 exons. The record is from RefSeq and is a predicted model, not a curated record. Gene Ontology annotation, biological process: detection of chemical stimulus involved in sensory perception of bitter taste; protein targeting to membrane; protein insertion into membrane.
AUGUGCUGCUCAAGGAUGCUGACAGACCGGAUCCUGGCACGCAGGGGCUCGGAGGGCGAGCGAGGCAGCGGGUUUCAGUGCUCCCAGUGCUUUCGUGAGUGGUCCUCGGCCAAAGCACACAUCCUGUUCCACAUGUGCUGGCACCAGGACUGGGGUGAGGUGCGGAUGCGACCCUUUCGCCAGGUGUGCAGGCAGUGCAUGGACCCCCAGCCGGAGGAGCCCAAAUUUAGCCAGGAGACCGUGGAGAGGGUUCUGCACAACCUGGUGCUAAAGAUCCUCAAGUACUUCUACCGUGUGUCCAUCCAGACCUCCAAACUCCUGGAAGUUGUGGUGGACCUGCAGGUGGUGGGGCCGCACGACAGCACCCGCUGUGAGGGCUGCCAGCUUGGUGUCUGCAGACAGUCGAGGGUGGCCCUGGUGCUGGAUACCUGGGAACCUGAGAUGGAUACCUGGGAACCUGUGAUGGGAUACCUGGGAGCCCAUGAUGGACACCUGGGAACCCAUGAUGGAUACCUGGGAACCUCCAUCCGCAGGGGCUGUGGGGCACAAGGGGGUGGCACUUGGCAGCACGGUGGCUUGGUGAGCAGGGGGCCAGGGCUGGGCUGGGCUGCGCUGGGGGUUUCCCACCAGAGCUAUUGACAGGAGGCAGACUCCCUAGCAAGCGUUUCGUAA